GGCCAGAGAGAAAAAUCUGCAAAUGUCGUCUCAUCACUUCGCUUAUCGCUCAUAAUGAGGUGAAAUAAAAUAAACAAGGAACCCACUCUUUUGCUUUGCCACGACCUAAAAACUUUUUUUUUUCCCUCUGUCUUUUUUUUUUCAGCCGCUUCUCAAUCUCGGAUCCACAGAUCACCCAACUUUUGCCUUGGCCACUGAAGCCAUACCGAGUCAGCUUCACAUGUCAUCACCAAUGAAUUGACGGUAUUCUGGUGUCAAGGUCCGUUUUGACCUCAAACCGCGUACUAUGCAAUACGUAACUGAGUAAAGGAAGAUACGUAGGGGGAAAAAAGUAUGAAUGAGCUCGCUUAGCCGGGGUGUGGUUGGUUUAUGCUGCAUUUCUGUUACUCAGCGACGACUCGAAGGAUUAUGACAGUACCCCGUGUGGGUGUCAAGCAAGUGAAAAGGACCAUGCUUCAAUGACGUCAAAAGCUGGCCUUUGGGUUUGUUGAACGCAUAUCAACAGCGGGGUCGAUUGCUCUCGGCGCCCUUGUGUCAGUCGUUUUGGUUGAGUUUUGUUGAUUUUAGACCAAGUUGUUUGUGCACAUUGUACUACACCAUCCACUUAAUCCUGCCCAACAAGUCAGAAGAGAAAGCAGAGACGCAGUAGUAGGAGAGAAAAAAAAAUCAUCUUACUUACUUACACACACACACACACAUCACCAUCGUCACAAUGCCGGCAACAUUAGCCAACAAGACCUUCAAGCUCAACAACGGCGUCGAGAUCCCCGCCGUGGGAUUCGGCACCUUUGCGGCCGAGGGCCAGCCCGGGCAGACGUACGCCGCAACCAAGGCGGCGCUCGAGGCCGGCUACCGCCACCUCGACUGCGCGUGGUUCUACCAGAACGAGGACGAGAUCGGCAACGCCAUCGCCGACUUCCUCAAGGAGAACCCGUCGGUGAAGCGCGAGGACCUCUUCAUCUGCACAAAGGUCUGGAACCACAUGCACGCGCCCGAGGACGUCAAGUGGUCGCUCGACAACUCGCUCAAGGCGCUCCGGCUCGACUACGUCGACCUGUUCCUCGUGCACUGGCCCAUCGCCGCCGAGCGCACCGAGGACCGCCAGGUCAAGCUCGGUCCGGACGGCAAGUACGUCAUCAACCACGAGCUGACCGAGAACCCCGAGCCGACGUGGCGCGCCAUGGAGGAGCUGUACGAGGCCAAGAAGGCGCGCGCCAUCGGCGUCUCCAACUGGACCAUCGACGGCCUCAAGAAGCUCUUUGCCGUCGCAAAGGUCAAGCCCGCCGUCAACCAGAUCGAGAUCCACCCCUACCUGCCCAACGAGGAGCUCGUGCGCUUCUGCCUCGACAACGACGUCCUGCCGUCGGCCUACUCGCCCCUGGGCUCGCAGGACCAGGUGCCCACGACCGGCGAGCGGGUGCGCGACGACCCGGGCCUCAACGCCGUCGCCAACCGCAGCAACAUGACGCUCGCGCAGGCCCUGCUCGGCUGGGGCGUCAAGAGGGGCUACGUCGUGCUGCCCAAGAGCUCCACCCCCUCGAGGAUCAAGUCAAACAUUGAAGUGCCCGACUUGUCCGAAGCCGACUACCAGGACCUGUGGAAGGUCGCAAAUGGUCGCAAGCCCACGAGGUUUGUCGACAUGAAGGACACUUUUGGCUACGAUCUCUGGAAGGAGAGCCAGUAGAUUCGGUGGUUGCAUUUUUAGCGUUCUAUUUCUUUUUUUCUUUCUUUUUUUGGUUCAAAUCAGCAUGGGAAAAUGAUUAGAAUUAGAGGAUAAAUAGGCAUCUUGGGAGCGAUAUGCAUCUGUUUGCAGCAUGUCCAAUUCAGUCCGACUUUACAAACUGAUAGUGGUCAUUGAUCUCCGCCAGGUUAUACUCCUUGUUUAUGUGCUUCCAUUCUCCAUCCUGG
This is a messenger RNA of Pyricularia oryzae 70-15, 1908 nucleotides long. RefSeq lists its product as uncharacterized. Lineage: Eukaryota; Fungi; Ascomycota; Sordariomycetes; Magnaporthales; Pyriculariaceae. Gene Ontology annotation, cellular component: cytosol. The transcript has a single exon. The record is from RefSeq and is a predicted model, not a curated record. Bases 713 to 1684 code for a protein of 323 amino acids. Gene Ontology annotation, molecular function: aldose reductase (NADPH) activity.